GUCCAAUGGCGAGAGAGAGAAGAGUCGGAGCCGACGGAGUUUUGAGAGAGCAAGACUAGAGAUACGGACAGGAGCGGCCCCUCGAUGCGCCGGAGCUCAGACACACACUCACAUGCACCCACACACCCACACACACACCCUGGCCGAACUCUAAUCUCGAUUUCGGGAAGUUUUACACCUCGGAGCCGCAGUCUUACUUUUUCCCAAGAAACCACGGGCACUACGGGCCUGCGCUCCGUUUUUAAAGUGGACCUAACACCGCCUUACUUUCUGGACAUGGGAGACAUGGGGGACCCACCAAAAAAAAAACGCCUGGUUUCUUUGUGCGUGGGCUGCGGGAAUCAGAUCCACGACCAGUACAUCCUGCGCGUGGCGCCCGACCUCGAGUGGCACGCGGCGUGUCUCAAAUGCGCGGAGUGUAACCAGUAUCUGGACGAGUCAUGCACUUGCUUUGUCCGGGACGGCAAGACGUACUGUAAACGCGACUACAUCAGACUCUACGGAAUCAAAUGCGCAAAGUGCAACAUCGGUUUCAGCAAGAACGACUUUGUGAUGCGCGCUCGCGCUAAGGUGUAUCACGUGGAGUGUUUCCGGUGCGUGGCGUGCAGCAGGCAGUUGAUCCCGGGCGAUGAGUUCGCGCUACGGGAGGACGGCCUGUUCUGUCGAGCCGAUCACGACGUGGUGGAGAGAGCCAGCUUGGCGCCCGGGGAGCCGCUCAGCCCCCUGCACCCGGCCCGGCCCUUACAGAUGGCAGCAGAGCCAAUCUCGGCGCGGCAGCCCGCGUUGCGCCCGCACGUGCACAAGCAGCCAGAGAAGACGACGCGCGUGCGCACGGUGCUUAACGAGAAGCAGCUGCACACUUUGCGCACGUGCUACAACGCGAACCCGCGGCCCGACGCGCUCAUGAAGGAGCAGCUCGUGGAGAUGACGGGCCUGAGCCCGCGGGUCAUCCGCGUCUGGUUUCAGAACAAGCGCUGCAAGGACAAGAAGCGCAGUCUGCUGAUGAAGCAGCUCCAGCAGCAGCAACCUAACGACAAGACGAACAUCCAAGGGAUGACGGGAACUCCAAUGGUGGCUACCAGUCCAGAGAGACACGACGGAGGAUUACAGGCGAACCCGGUGGAGGUGCAGACUUAUCAGCCACCAUGGAAGGUCCUGAGCGAUUUUGCUCUGCAGAGCGACAUCGACCAACCGGCUUUUCAGCAACUGGUGAAUUUUUCUGAAGGAGGACCAGGCUCGAAUUCAACAGGGAGUGAAGUGGCGUCCAUGUCCUCGCAACUGCCAGAUACACCAAACAGCAUGGUGGCCAGUCCCAUCGAGGCCUAGACGAUUCGGAUUAAUCUUCCUUUCCACAAUCGGAGGAAAAUAAAAGAGGGUCGCCAAGGUCGUCGAGUCCCUGUUUCACCGAGGCUACACUCCCGAAUAACACCGACAGACCUCCAAUUCCGCGGGGCUUCUCUAUCCAAACAAGCCCUUGGUUGCGUUUAUACACUGUGAUGACAAUCGUGGGAACGAAAGGCGCUCUAGUGAAAAGACACUUCACGAGAAGACGAGCGUUACCGGAAGUCGCUAACAUCCGGCGGAAGUAGACUUACGCCGGGUCCGAAAUGUCAAAAUGUCCUUUUCCUCCGACUUUUAGGCCUACACUACGCAGGAACUGGUGGAACUGGUCGGCUACAUUUUUUUUUGCCAAACAACCCGAGACGUUUUCGCUCUUUUUCUUUUCUUUCUUUCUUUUUGACAAAUCAGAGAACCUCAUAGGAAAAUGAGACCUAGGAGGACUCGAAAUCCAUACAGCGCAGCAUGAGCGGCCCAAACAAACUGCUGACUCGUCAGUCUCUAAAACAACUCGAACUGAGAUUUAUUCACUGAAUAUUGAAAGUGUGAGGACGGCCUGGCAGCCGAAUCUAACCGCUUUUAUUAGACCUACAGCUUUUUUUUUGUUGUUGUUUUUUGUUAUAUGGUAUCUUUUCAAGCCCAAGUAGGCUACUAAAGCAUUGCAACAAGGUAUACCUCUAUUCGACCACAAGCUGCGUGGGAAAUUUACGUGUAUGUGUCCGUCCGAGAUUAUUAUUAUUAUUAUUAUUAUUAUUAUUAUUAUUAUUAUUAUUAUUAUUAUUAUUAUUAUUUCCCAAAGAUGUGUAUAGAUUUAAGUUAAUUUGUCGGGUCAUACAGCGGAGAUCUUUUUUUGUUUGUUCCUAUAUUACAAAAAUAAUUUAUUAUUUAUUGUCCAACGACCUGCCACUUUUGUGUACUAUCUUUAAUUGCUGAAGUAAAAAAAGAGGAAAUUUA
Molecule: messenger RNA, 2292 nt
Organism: Ictalurus punctatus (channel catfish)
Lineage: Eukaryota; Metazoa; Chordata; Actinopteri; Siluriformes; Ictaluridae
Gene: isl1a
Product: ISL LIM homeobox 1a
Exons: 6
Coding region: 85-1326 (413 amino acids)
Biological process (GO): axonogenesis; neuron fate specification; positive regulation of transcription by RNA polymerase II
Cellular component (GO): nucleus
Molecular function (GO): cis-regulatory region sequence-specific DNA binding; DNA-binding transcription factor activity, RNA polymerase II-specific
Source: RefSeq, a predicted model, not a curated record